CUUGCGUAUUUAAUUAUGGGAUAUUAUGAAUAGAAAUUGUAUAUUUAAAGGCCCAUUUUUGGCCCUAAAUGUAAUUGAUGACUCAACUCAACCAACAACAAGAAGAAGAAGACUCUCUCUGCUUUCGACCAAAACCUUCUCCUCUCCUCUGGGAGAUCUCCAUCUUCUUCGCUUCUUCGCUUCCCCGCCUGAAACAAUUACUCGAUCUCGCCGGCGGAACAAGCUCUCCGUUUCUCUUUCCGGCAGAUCGAUUCUUCCAAUUCCUUAUUCCUUUCUAGGUCUUCCUUAAGAAACCCUUACUUUCUUCAAAAUCUGCAUUUAUGGCGAUUAGGGUUACCUUCACCUACUCCAGCUAUGUUGCUAGGAGCAUUGCUUCAUCCGCCGGGACUCGUGUCGGUACCGGCGACGUUAGAUCAUGCUUCGAAACAUGGGUUCGUCCCAGGUUCUGCGGCCACAAUCAGAUACCAGAUAUUGUUGAUAAAUCUCCCGGAUCCAACACAUGGGGUCCAAGCUCAGGCCCUCGUGCUCGACCAGCUUCAUCAAUGUAUAGCACCAUUGCGAGGGAAAUCCUCGAAGAAGGCUGCAAGAGUCCACUUGUCUUGGGUAUGAUCUCUCUCAUGAAUUUGACUGGAGCUCCACAGUUUUCGGGUAUGACCGGUCUCGGGAUCUCUCCCUUUAAGACUUCUUCUGUCAUCCCGUUCCUUAGGGGUUCCAAGUGGAUGCCUUGUAGUAUUCCGGCGACGUUAUCAACGGAUAUUGCUGAGGUUGAUAGAGGAGGAAAGGUCUGUGAUCCUAAAGUGAAGUUGGAGUUGAGUGAUAAAGUCUCGAAUGGUGGAAACGGAUGGGUUAAUAAGCUGUUGAAUAUCUGCUCGGAGGAUGCUAAGGCUGCUUUCACGGCGGUUACUGUUUCUCUCCUUUUCCGAUCGGCUUUGGCCGAGCCAAAGUCUAUACCUUCAACAUCUAUGCUUCCUACUCUCGAUGUGGGUGAUCGUGUUAUAGCCGAGAAGGUCUCAUACUUUUUCAGGAAGCCAGAGGUUUCAGACAUAGUUAUCUUCAAGGCUCCUCCUAUUUUGGUGGAACAUGGUUACAGUUGUGCUGAUGUUUUCAUAAAAAGGAUAGUUGCUAGCGAAGGUGACUGGGUUGAAGUUUGUGAUGGAAAGCUCUUAGUAAAUGACACUGUUCAAGCAGAGGAUUUUGUCUUAGAGCCAAUUGACUAUGAAAUGGAACCAAUGUUUGUCCCUGAAGGUUAUGUCUUCGUCCUAGGAGACAACCGCAACAAAAGCUUUGAUUCUCAUAACUGGGGUCCACUUCCAAUAAAGAACAUCAUAGGGAGAUCUGUGUUUCGCUAUUGGCCACCAAGCAAAGUGUCAGACAUAAUACACCAUGAACAAGUUAGCCAAAAGAGAGCUGUUGAUGUAUCUUGACCAACGCAGAUGGUAUCUUAGGAUUAAGCAGAAAAUUUGAUUAGAUGAGCUGUGCCAUGCCAACCAUUUUGGCGCUGAAGGCAACAGAGCAAUUCUUUCUUCCUGUCUAGGCUUGAUGGCGGACAUGGAAUGCACUGGGAAAUCCAUAUAAAAAGAACAAGAAAAUUGAUAUUUUUGCUUUGAUUUUUUUUGAUGUGUUGAAACCUAAAUGCAUCCAGUGUAAUUGGCAGUAGCUGUCAAACAUAAAAGGGUAAACUUUCUUUUUUGAGUAUUUAAUGUGAAGAAUCCUGUAAACGUUCUGUUCUCAAGCUCUUGAACAUAAUUGGUUCUGUGGAAUUUGCAGG
Arabidopsis thaliana (thale cress) is the source of this 1768-nucleotide messenger RNA. It is a transcript of the gene Plsp2A, whose product is annotated as Peptidase S24/S26A/S26B/S26C family protein. NCBI's taxonomy places the organism in Eukaryota, Viridiplantae, Streptophyta, Magnoliopsida, Brassicales, Brassicaceae. Gene Ontology annotation, molecular function: serine-type endopeptidase activity; signal peptidase activity; serine-type peptidase activity. Gene Ontology annotation, biological process: proteolysis; protein maturation. The transcript has 6 exons. The coding region runs from base 321 to 1424 and encodes 367 amino acids. The record is from RefSeq and is marked reviewed. Gene Ontology annotation, cellular component: chloroplast thylakoid; membrane; chloroplast thylakoid membrane.